Gossypium raimondii (Peruvian cotton) is the source of this 1873-nucleotide messenger RNA. Its product is annotated as putative disease resistance RPP13-like protein 1. The record is from RefSeq and is a predicted model, not a curated record. Gene Ontology annotation, biological process: defense response to other organism. The coding region runs from base 65 to 1873 and encodes 602 amino acids. The transcript has a single exon. Lineage: Eukaryota; Viridiplantae; Streptophyta; Magnoliopsida; Malvales; Malvaceae. Gene Ontology annotation, molecular function: ADP binding.
ACUCAUUCCUACCUGCUGUUCCAGUAGUAAUUUCAGUCCCACUUCUUUCCUGUUUAAGAAUUCCAUGAUUCCGAAGGUGAAAGAGAUCACUGCUAGACUGAAUAGUUUGACUACUCGAAGAAGUAGUUUGGGGUUGAGUGAGAUCUUGUCUCAAGCUCCAACCUCCAAGGGAAAGCAACCUAGGCUGCAACCAACUUCCGUACUGGAUGGAGUUGUGGAGUAUGUUGGCAGACACAAGGAGAAGACAGAAAUGAUUGAGUUUCUCGAAGGUGAUAACUCCAACGGAGUUUCAGUCCUUUCCAUCGUCGGCAUGGGAGGGAUGGGUAAAACAACUCUUGCUCAGCUUGUUUACAAUGAUGCCACCAUCAACCAGUCUUUUCACCACAAGGCCUGGGUAUGCGUUUCUGAUCAUUUUGACGCAGUUAAUAUAACCAGGACAAUUUUAAAAUCCAUCGAUCCUGACUCUCGUGACGAGAAUGACUUGAAUUUACUUCAAGUUAAGUUGAAGGAGAAGUUGUCUGGGAAAAGAUUCUUGCUUGUUUUAGAUGACAUUUGGAACGAGAAUUAUGAUGAUUGGACCAUCUUACGGUCUCCGUUUGGAACAGGGACCCAUAUCAUUGUAACCACUCGUCUUCGAAUUGUUUCAUCUAUUGUGGAUCCGCUCAAAGCUUUUCAUUUGGAUAAACUAUCGGAUGAUGAUUGUUUAUCCAUAUUUACACAGCAUGCAUUAAAAGCAAGAAAUUUCGAUGGACAUCUCCAGUUUAAAGAAAUUGGAGAGAAAAUUGUUAGAAGGUGCAAUGGCUUACCUUUGGCUGCAAAAGCCAUUGGAAGCUUGCUUCGCACUGUUGAAUAUCAUGGAAAAUGGGAAAGAAUAUAUGAGAGUGAGAUAUGGAACUUACCAGAAGAGCAGUGUGGCAUAAUUCCAGCUUUGCGAUUAAGCUACCAUCAUCUUCCGUCAUACUUGAAACGAUGUUUUGCAUAUUGCUCCAUACUUCCUAAAGAUUAUGAAUUUGAGGAAGAAGAAAUUAUCUUGUUAUGGAGAGCAGAAGGUCUCUUGCAACAAAAAGCUAUGCCUCAAAUUAAAGAUCUCGGAAAUCAAUAUUUUCAAGAUCUAGUGUCCAGGUCAUUUUUUCAGACAUCCAGUAAAGAUAAGUCCCGAUUCGUAAUGCAUGACCUUAUCAAUGAUUUAGCUCAAGUAGUUGCAGGGGAAAUAUGCUCAAAAUUAGAGGGUGAUAAGAAAUGGAAGUUCUCAAAUCGCACUCGACAUUCUUCUUAUAUUGUUGGAACAUAUGACACAGUGAAGAAGUUUGAAGCAUUUGAUCAAGUGAAUUCUUUACGUACUUUUUUACCCUUAACGUUUUCUAGUGAUUAUUGGCGGCAUUAUUUAACUAAUGUUGUUUUGGUUGAUUUAUUGCCAAGACUUGGCUACUUAAGGGUGCUUUCUUUGAGUGGGUAUGCCAUCACUGAGUUGCCUGAUGUUUUUGAAAAUUUAAAACAUCUUCGUUACUUAAAUUUUUCGGGCACAGAAAUCGAAUGCCUACCAGAUUCUUUGUGCACUCUUUACCAUUUAGAAACCUUAUUAUUAAGGUGGUGUUACAAGCUUCAAAGGUUACCUUCAAAGAUGGGAAAUCUUGUCAACUUGCAUUAUCUUGAUAUCAGAGGUGCGAACUCAAUAGAAAGGAUUCCUUUUAGAAUUGAUAAGCUAAAGAAUCUUCAAAGGUUAUCUGAUUUUAUCAUAGCGGAAGGUGAUGGUUGUCAUAUUAGAUAUUUGAAAUAUUUGUCAAACCUCGAAGGUGAUUUCCGUCUUUCUGGGUUGGAGAAUGUUAAUGGUGAAGAUGCAGGGAAAGCAAGUUAUAUGAGAAGCAGGGAUUGA